Otolemur garnettii (small-eared galago) is the source of this 5004-nucleotide messenger RNA. It is a transcript of the gene SDC3, whose product is annotated as syndecan 3. The transcript is spliced from 4 exons. The record is from RefSeq and is a predicted model, not a curated record. The coding region runs from base 156 to 1226 and encodes 356 amino acids. Lineage: Eukaryota; Metazoa; Chordata; Mammalia; Primates; Galagidae. Gene Ontology annotation, cellular component: cell surface; membrane. Gene Ontology annotation, biological process: cell migration.
CCCAGGCCCAGCGCUGGCGCAGUGAGAACUUCGAGAGGCCUGUGGACCUUGAGGGCUCCGGGGACGACGACUCCUUUCCUGAUGAUGAGCUGGACGACCUCUACUCGGGGUCAGGUUCGGGCUACUUCGAGCAGGAGUCGGGCAUUGAGACAGCCAUGCGGUUCAGCCCAGAUGCGGCCCUGGCAGUGUCCACUACGCCUGCUGUGCUGCCUACUAUGGACAUCCAGCCUGUGGGCACUCCAUUUGAAGAGCUCCCCUCUGAACGACCCACCCUGGAGCCAGCCACCAACCCCCUAGUGGUGACAGAUGUCCCAGAAGAGUCCAGCCAGAGAGCUACUACUAUUGCCACCACCAUGGCCACCACUACUGCCAUGACUGCAGGAGCCACGACCACAGCGGCCACCACCACAGGCGCCCCGACUGUGGCCACAGUGCCUGCUACAGUGGCUGCUGCCAUUCCCAGCACCCCUGCGACACCCCCUUCCACAGCUACCACUGCCGUCAUAAGGACCACCGGCAUACAGAGGCUUCUGCCUCUUCCACUGACCACGGCAGCCACAGCCCAGGCCACAAUCCCUGGGGUGCUCUCCCCUCCCACCACGGUGGAUGUCUUGGACACCGAGGCUUCCACACCCAGGCUGGUCAGCACAGCUACCUCUCGGCCAAGAGCCCUUCCCAGGCCCACUGCCACCCAGGAGCCUGAUGCCCCAGAGAGGAGCACUCUGCCCUUGGGAACCACUGCCCCUGGACCCACAGAGGUGGCUCAGACCCCAACUCCAGAGUCCUUUUUGACCACAAUCCGGGAUGAGCCAGAGGUGCCAGUGAGCGGGGGGCCCAGUGGAGACUUUGAGCUGCCAGAGGAAGAGACCACACAGCCAGACACAGCCAAUGAGGUGGUGGCUAUAGGAGGGGCUGCAGCCAAGCCAUCACCUCCACCAGGGACACUGCCCAAGGGUGCCCGGCCAGGCCCUGGCCUCCUGGACAAUGCCAUCGACUCAGGCAGCUCAGCUGCUCAGCUGCCUCAGAAGAGCAUCCUGGAGCGGAAGGAGGUGCUUGUAGCUGUCAUUGUGGGCGGGGUGGUGGGCGCCCUCUUCGCCGCCUUCUUGGUCACACUGCUCAUCUACCGCAUGAAGAAGAAGGAUGAGGGCAGCUACACGCUGGAAGAGCCCAAGCAGGCGAGCGUCACAUACCAGAAGCCUGACAAGCAGGAGGAGUUCUAUGCCUAGUGGAGCCACAGUGCCUCCCUGCAGCCUCAACAUUGCCCCUCUGUCCAGUCCCCAGCCUGGCCCCACCAGCCCAGGCCUGGGCCUGGGAGAGAGCCUGGCCCCAGUUCUUCUCUGCCCUCCCCUCCCUGCCCAGACCGCCGGCCUCACACAGAUCUUCCUCAAGGAAUAAGAGGCGCUGCCCUGCCCCAGACUGUGCCCGGACGAGCUCAUCUCUUGUCUCCUCCACACCAGCCUGGGUAUCAGGUCCUCAAAUCAGAUGCACAGGAAGAAGGAAGCCCCUGGUUGGCUGGUGAAAGAAAGUAUGGGGCUUGAGAUGGGCUUGAGCCCUGACCUGGCCCCCAGAGGGCUUUCUGAGGUCUCCUUUUGGGGGGCAGAAAGGCACUCAGGCUGGUUUCCAGGACAAACUUUUGGCAAACUCAGCCCCUGAAAUCAUCUAGACACUGCAAUCUCUCACUCCUGUCCCAGGGCCUCUCUCUGCUUGGGUGAGAGGGUGUCCCUUGUUGCCAGCCUGUUUUGUCCUGCCUUUCUGGGGUUGUUGGGUAAUUCUCCCUUUCCCCACCAAGUGUACACGUGCCCGAGGCUUCACUUCUUCCUGUGUCUUCCCCUGAGGAAACAGCUUCCUGAGAGUGCUAGGGCAGCCACUGUUGAGAAUGGGCUGCUCUGAUGUACCUCCUCUGAGGGCACUCUGCACAGACACCAUUGCCCACACUGUCACUUUGUCAUGGUCAUACACAGACAAAAGCAUGAAAUGACAAAAUCAUACACAAUCCUGACCACUCAGCCAGUCAAGAUGUAUCACGCAUUCUUCCAAAGAUGUUUAUCCUCAUAUAUUGCUUAUACCCUUGGCCACUGACUACAAUGCAAGUCACUAGUCAUGGUCACCUAACAGUGACAGCAUAGCCUCUCCUCCACCCCCAGUACACACACAUUCUGGGACCACACAUGUUGUCUGCAGCUUUCAGGCUCAUUGGGAGGGUGGCAUCAAGCCAGAACAAUCAGCCCAUAUUGGGUCACUCUGAGUUGCCCCAUCACACUCAGUCCCAUGCUAUGGCACCCACACCAACCACACAGCCACCAACCCUGUCCCAUGUCACACACAGUCCCACAUGGCUGAACCCCACAGGACCCUGCUCUCAACUUUGGAGGGAAGCAGGUGGGCCCAUGCCUUUCCUGGAGUAAGUGUGAGGCCAUGAGUCCUCUCAGGGCAGUGUGUGCUGGGUGGACCUGGCCUCACCCCUGCCUGUUCCCCUCUACUCUAUAGCUCACAAAAGGGGAGGCUCAGAGCCAGCCCUCCACCAGCUGGGAGUCUGGGGCCUCUCUGAGCCUGUGGGAAGAAGGGAUUGGUUCCUGAAAUUUGGCCCCAGGCUACAGAGGGUGCUUAGGUCUCCCAGAACCAAAGGCUCUGACUGGGGAGGGGGCAUAUGGUUAGGCUCCUAGUGUCCCUGUGUCCCUUCCCUGCUCUGAGCUAGGGGGUUGACUGCCUCCCAGGACACAAGUCCCCAAAGUGCCUGUGAGGGCGGGCCCUCUGCCCAUGCCCUCUGCACCCUCUCUCUGGCCAGGCCAACCUCAGCCUUUCCCCCACCCUUGAGCUCUCCCCAGGACAGCUACCCAUCAUUUGGUCAAACAACUCAGGCAGUUCCAGCUGCAGCUGGAGGGGCCCACAGCUGGAAGCAGCCUGUGCAGGAAAAGGGGGGAAGAUGUCACUGGCCCAGCCUUCUCCUUUGUUACCCUGGCAACUUGGGCCGUUUCCAUAGGUGUUUUAAACAUGGGGCCACAAAUCUCCUUUUGGGGAGGGCGUGCUUGGCUGGGCUCUUGGAGCUAAAGGGACAAGGUGUGAGUUGUGAUUGGCUGGCAUCCACACCCACCUCUCGCCUAUAGCCCAGGUUCCAGUCAGGAAGGCAGGUUUUAUUUCUGUUCCCUUAGCAGGAUUCCCUGGCAGUCGGGCUUCUGCAAGGUGAGGGUGAGGAUGAGGGUGUCAAGGCAGCGAGGGCCAGGUUCUGGGCAGCUGUCUUUUCCAGGGGUCCUUCUUCUAGGCCAAACUCCAUCUUCUAGACUCAAAGCUCCCCUUACAAGUGCCCAGAGCCUUGUGAGGGAGCCAGCUGGUCCCACCAUGGAGGCCAGGGAGGAAGUUAGGGGGCAGCCUGGUCUCAGAGAUGUGCAGGGGGUGGCUUGGCCUCAGUCAUCCCUGGGGCAGAGAGCUGGGGAACCUGGGGAGGAGGAGCCCAAAAGUCCCAACCUCUCUACCCUGCUCCCUAGUGCAGGCACAACAGCUCUGGUGAGAACGCCUAGGCGGGCUGAGGCUGAGAAACCAGGGAGGCAGAGGGGAGAGGGUCAGGUCCCUGGAGACCCAGCAGUGGGUACAGCAUCUGUGUGGGUCUAGAGCCCUUGGUGGGGUGGCCCCAGCAGGCCUGACUCCUCCCAGCCCCAGGGCUGGCUUCUGGCUUGGGGCAUUACCUCCUGGCCCUGCCUCUCUUAUCUGUAUCCUUAGCAUUUGAGAGAAGAGGCCCAAGGCCUUGUUCAUGGUGCCCUAGACCUAAGGCUUUAUCGAGGCUGUAUCCUCAUGACAUUUAACAAUCCAACCAGCUCAAAUCCAAUUCUGCCAGGCUGGCUGGACAAACCAGAGUUGGGCUACAAGGACAGGCUGGCGUUCUCUGAGUGCAGUGUGGGUGCAGGGCCCUCACACCCUCUCUUGCCCCCUGUGUACAGUGGGAUGAGUGUGGGGUCUGUGCAAAUGGGUCUGCCCGUGCCCCAGUGCUCCUGGGGAGGGUAUCCUGUGGGCCAUGGCAUUUUCUGGAAGCAUGACAAAUUCUAAAUGAGAGGGAGCUUAUGUGGCUUGAGGGCCUUCCUAGGGCCUUGGCUGCCAGAGAGCACAUGGCUAGCUGGGGUCUAAAGAGUUGGGGGUCGAGCCCACCCUGGACUCCGUCUCCAGGGCCAGACAGGGACCUUGCCUGAAAGGCCUGUCCCUUUAAUCGUUGGAGGCAUAUGGGUGGCAGGGAGGGUGGGGCUGGGCUGGCCUGCAGGCAGGGCUUAGGGUGCUUGGAGAGACCCGCUAGGGUUGGCAGAGACGCCUGUCAGGCUCCAGGUGGGGCCCUUGGAUGCAGGGAGCAGACCCAGCUUAGCCUCAUGGGGCAGGGUUGGCCUCUUGCUCACCCUCAUGGAUUUUUUUCCCCUGACAGCCAUAGCCCUGGACUUGCCUCUUCAGGCCUCCUGCCUGUAAAUAGAAGCCCACAAACUGUGUACAGAUUUAGAGAUGCCCAGACUGGGCCCCAGGAGUUGCCAUCGGAGGGCUGAUGGCCCCAGCAUCCCCAGGUGCCCCUAGGGCACCUCAGUGCAUCCGGCCUCAGCGUGAUGAAUGCAUGUACAUAUUUUUCGUAGGCAGCGUGGCUCCAGAGAGCCCCUGAAGACAGUGUCUCCCCCACCCCCACCCCCACCCCAUGAGUCCUCUCUCCUGUACAGAGCCCUCCAAGAACCGGCCUGGGAUGGGUGGGAGUCUGUCCUUCCUUCCUCCCGGCCUCCCCCACCCUCUCCCUCUCCUGUAACCUGUUUAUUAACUGUACCUGUCCUGAGUUCAUGGCCAAAACUUUAAAUAAGGAAAAGUGGAGGAAAAAGACAAUGGGAAAAAGAGACCAAGGCAUCUGCCCCGCUGUGGGUACUCACCUGGCCCAGCCUUGAGAAGGAACUGGGGUUUUUUGGUUUUGUUGUUUCUUAUUUGUUCUUUGUUUUAACAUUUCCCGUGCUGUGCCCAUUUAUAAGAGGAAAUAAAAUUAAGCUGAAAUGA